Molecule: messenger RNA, 714 nt
Organism: Mauremys mutica (yellowpond turtle)
Lineage: Eukaryota; Metazoa; Chordata; Testudines; Geoemydidae
Exons: 4
Coding region: 1-714 (237 amino acids)
Source: RefSeq, a predicted model, not a curated record
AUGUCGGCGGAAUUGGGGCUUAUGUCUGCAGACUUGCAGCUGGAUAUGUGCAGUGGUAAUCUCCAUUCAUGGGCCAUGGAUCCGAAGAAUGCUAAGCACAGGAUGAAGCUGCCUUUUACCCCCAGCCAGAAUGAUAAGGUCCCAAGUUUUGAUCCUGUAGUUCGAGAUGAAGAAGGUCUCUAUGGCAUUUUCUGCACGAGGUGCAAUGCAUCGAAUCCCGAAGUAGAGCUUGAUUAUGCAUUAAUAGCAGAUGAGUGUUCACCCGCCUCAGAAGAACUUUUCCCUGAACGGACAAUAAAAAUCAAACCCAUCAGAGUCUUGAAGCAUCGUCCGAGUGCUAUCAUCUUCACUGAGGAUUGUGUCUGGUGCAGAGGGAGCAUUGUUAUUGGGAAUGGACUUCCCAGCAAUGCUAACAUAUUCAUCUUUAAUGGCCCUGCUCAACUGAAAUGCAGACCUGGAGGUGAAUGGGAGAGAAGAGAUGAUCCAUCCUGGCAGGUUGAACACCACAGAUUAGAACUGAAGAGAGACCAAUGUAUUCUGCCCUGUGAGAGCAAUGGAGCCGGAAAGUGCAUAUGUUCUCAUAACCACCCAGACCCCGAUGAAGUGGAGACAGGGCCCUGCUGUGUGUUGUUCCACUUUGGGGGUUGCUGUGAGGAAGAGGCAUGUUCUGCUCCAGCAUGGAUCACCAUUGUUUGUGGCCUUAAUGGCAUGUGA